This is a messenger RNA of Hyalella azteca, 1456 nucleotides long. RefSeq lists its product as uncharacterized. Lineage: Eukaryota; Metazoa; Arthropoda; Malacostraca; Amphipoda; Hyalellidae. The transcript is spliced from 6 exons. The coding region runs from base 417 to 1454 and encodes 345 amino acids. The record is from RefSeq and is a predicted model, not a curated record.
AAAACACCUGAAGUUGAUGCCAAAAACGUUCGAACAAUUUUAGAUCGAUUUUCCUGGAUCCAACGUUGCACAUCUUGCAUCUACUAUGAAAUUGUGAGCAAAUUGCUGUGAAGGAAAGUGUUUCAUAGUUUCGACUUCGUGAUUCGAGUUUACUACCUCAAUGACGUUCCAAACUAUAUUUGAUGUGAUAUAGUGUUUGCAAUGAAGAAUCAGAUAAAUUUAUUACAUUUUCAUUGGUGCCUCAAAAACUUACUCGUAGCGAAAACAAAAAAAUAAAAAGACUCUCAAAGACAUGACAGUUUCGAUUUAUAGAACAUUGAAAUCGAAGACAUAUUUAUAAUCCUGUGCACUAGCACCUCAUACGUAUAUCGAAUGCAGAACCCACUAGACUGACUAGACUAGAGCAACGUAAUACAAUGACGAUUGCAUCGCAUACGACAAAGCAUAGAGACAAAGUAAGUCCACGGAAGAGCCCUCUCUCCAUCCUGCUGAAGAUGUGGAGGAGAAGGUGUGCCAGGGUCCAGAAGAAUGCAGCGUCCAUAACCUUGUGCUUGCUCGCUCUCCUAGCUCUGUCGGCCGUGUCUGCUCCAGAUCUGGGAGAGCUGUGUGAAAGAUCAUGUGAAGAAGAUCUAAUGAAGAAACCCUUGAGCCCCGACGACGCGAUGUUCAUCCAGUACAUCAAAGACCAAGUCUUGGACCCGCCCCAGAGUGAGCCUGUGGAGCCCCUGACCCUGGACAUGGUGGAGACGCCCGAGUGGAAGGACAUCGGGCCUUGGUACUCAGUCAUGACCACCAUCAGAGACAUUGUCAAUGGAAUAGAUAAUGGGACGUACGUGGAAGUUGGCUCAGGCGACGGAGAGCUGUUCUCCUUCUCGAGCCAGCUGGAGGUGGUGCUGGGCUGGCAGGGGCUGCUAAUCGAGCCUCGGCCGACUGUGUACCAGCAGGCGCGCCGCACGCGCAAGGCUGCCGGCGCCAACGUGUGCGUUGCGGUCGAGAACUUGCAUGGAAAGAAAUUUUUCUGGGAGCCUCGAAAUUCUGACUUGUCAGAGAUUCUGCAAAAGAUCAACUACGCCUCGGCCACACUCCUCGAUCACGUCACGAGCGAGGAUCGAGGCGAUGGAGAACUCUACUCAGUGCAAUGCCUGACAUUAAACUCCCUCAUCCACGCAUAUACUAGCAAGAUACUCAAGCAGAGGUGGCCGCAACUCAGUCUACUCGUCAUUGACGCCCAUGGGGCAGCUGACAUGCUCAGUUCUCUAAACGGUGUUCAGAUAACGAUGCUGGUGGUGAGAGGUAGCAAGGAAUAUAUGGACAUCAACUUGAUCGACGAAACAAAGAGAUUGAAAUUGACCUACCAUCCCAAAGCUCAUUUUACCAAUCACCUUCUCUUCAUUGACCGGUAUAUUAAAAUAGUUUAUAAGGAAGCCAUAAAUCCCGAAAUAAAAACGGUAUGAUA